Messenger RNA from Gavialis gangeticus (Gharial), 3119 nucleotides. RefSeq names its product delta like canonical Notch ligand 1 (gene DLL1). Lineage: Eukaryota; Metazoa; Chordata; Crocodylia; Gavialidae. Gene Ontology annotation, biological process: Notch signaling pathway; cell communication; multicellular organism development. The coding region runs from base 742 to 2946 and encodes 734 amino acids. Gene Ontology annotation, molecular function: calcium ion binding. The transcript has 11 exons. The record is from RefSeq and is a predicted model, not a curated record. Gene Ontology annotation, cellular component: membrane.
ACAAAACAAACAAACAAACAAAAAAACCCCGCCACUGCGAGACAGAUCUUCGCUUUCUGCAAGAAGAGUCCGACGUGAUCUGCAAAUCGCUGCUGCUUGACACCUCCCAGGGCGAGCUGCACGGCACACACACACGUUCACACACUCCGCCUCUCCCCUCGGCUGAAGGCACCGGGAAUUAUCGCCUCCUCCUCGUCUGCAGGGAUUUCCAGAUCGCUGAUUUUUAAUCUUCCUGGGGAAGCCUUUUUCUCUGCCUCUGUUGGGAAUUAAGUGGCUUAUUUUAUUUCUUUCUCUCUCUCUUUUUUUUUUUUUUGCCUCUCUCCUGGUGAGGGAAGAAGACGCUUUAGGCGAAAAAGAAAAACAACAGACUGAACUGACACACAAAAUACGAUUUUUUUAAAAAAGAAAAGAAAUCGUGGAUUGGAAAAGAAAGAGAAGGGGGAAACCUUGCUGCUUAGAAUAUUAGCUUCAAACACCACCUUCUCCUUCCUUUGGGGGGCCGCCCAAGGGUGCACCUCAAAGCAUCAGCAGCACAAGACAAGAAGAGAGUCCGGGAAGAGGAAGAAAUCCUUCACACGAACUCUCGCAGGCAGGCUGGGUCCAGAGACUUCUCCUGCCCGCGCCGCUUGAGAGAGACUUUCCCCCACCCCCUUGGAAAGGAAGAAAAGGAAGGGGGGAAGGAAGAAGAGAGAGAAAGAGAGAGUGAGGAAGAAAAAGAAGAGUCCCCUCAGCUCCCUCAUCAUGGGAGCUCAGUGCAUGCUGACUCUUGCUCUCCUCUCGGUGCUGCUUUGCCCUGGCCAGGUCGGGUGCUCCGGGGUCUUUGAGCUGAAGCUGCAGGAGUUCGUGAACAAGAAGGGGCUCCUGGGCAACCGCAACUGCUGCCGUGGGGGCAGCGGCGGCGGCGGCGGGCCAGGCGCAGGGGCGGCGCUGCAGCAGUGCGACUGCAAGACCUUCUUCCGCGUGUGCCUCAAGCACUACCAGGCCAGCGUGUCCCCUGAGCCCCCCUGCACCUACGGCAGUGCCAUCACGCCCGUGCUGGGCGCCAACUCCUUCAGUGUGCCUGACAGCGCGGCCGGCGCCGACCCCGCCUUCAGCAACCCCAUCCGCUUCCCCUUUGGCUUCACCUGGCCCGGCACCUUCUCCCUCAUCAUCGAGGCGCUGCACACGGAUUCUCCAGAUGACCUCAACACAGAGAAUCCAGAGCGGCUUAUCAGCCGGCUGGCCACACAGAGACAUCUGACAGUGGGGGAGGAGUGGUCCCAAGACCUGCACAGCAGUGGCCGCACUGACCUCAAGUACUCCUACCGCUUUGUGUGUGAUGAGCACUACUAUGGAGAGGGCUGCUCUGUCUUCUGCCGCCCAAGGGAUGAUGCCUUUGGCCACUUCACUUGUGGAGAGCGUGGUGAGAAGGUCUGCAAUCCAGGAUGGAAAGGCCAGUACUGCACUGAACCGAUUUGUUUGCCUGGAUGUGAUGAGCAGCAUGGGUUUUGUGACAAACCUGGGGAAUGCAAAUGUAGAGUGGGAUGGCAGGGCCGUUACUGUGAUGAGUGCAUCCGAUAUCCAGGCUGCCUUCAUGGUACCUGUCAACAGCCUUGGCAAUGCAACUGUCAGGAAGGUUGGGGUGGCCUUUUCUGUAACCAAGACCUUAAUUACUGUACACAUCAUAAGCCUUGCAAGAAUGGUGCCACUUGCACCAAUACUGGCCAGGGAAGCUAUACCUGUUCAUGCCGUCCAGGAUUCACUGGCUCUAACUGUGAGGUUGAGAUCAAUGAAUGCGAUGCCAACCCCUGCAAAAAUGGUGGAAGCUGCACUGAUCUGGAAAACAGCUAUUCCUGUACUUGCCCCCCUGGAUUCUAUGGCAAAAACUGUGAGCUGAGUGCAAUGACUUGCGCUGAUGGGCCAUGCUUCAAUGGAGGGCGAUGCACAGACAACCCUGAUGGUGGAUACAGCUGUCGUUGCCCAGUGGGUUACUCUGGGUUUAACUGUGAAAAGAAAAUUGACUACUGCAGCUCCAGCCCUUGUGCUAAUGGGGCCCAGUGUGUUGAUCUUGGAAAUUCCUACAUAUGCCAAUGCCAGGUUGGUUUUACUGGAAGACACUGUGAUGAUAAUGUGGAUGACUGUGCCUCCUUUCCUUGUGCUAAUGGUGGAACUUGCCAAGAUGGAAUUAAUGAUUAUUCCUGCACCUGCCCUCCAGGAUACAAUGGGAAGAACUGUAGUGCCCCAGUCAGCAAAUGUGAACACAACCCUUGUCACAAUGGGGCUACUUGCCAUGAAAGAAACAACCGUUAUGUGUGUGAGUGUGCUCGGGGAUAUGGCGGACUCAACUGUCAGUUUUUGCUCCCCGAACAGCCUCAGGGACCUGUCAUUGUUGACUUUACUGAGAAGUACACUGAAGGACCGAACACACAGUUUCCUUGGAUUGCCGUGUGUGCUGGAAUAAUUCUGGUCCUGAUGCUGUUGCUGGGGUGUGCUGCUGUUGUUGUUUGUGUCAGACUCAAAAUGCAAAAGAGGCACCGUCAGCCUGAUGCAUGCAGGAGUGAAACUGAGACCAUGAACAACUUGGCCAACUGCCAACGUGAGAAGGACAUUUCAAUAAGUGUUAUUGGUGCCACUCAGAUUAAGAACACGAAUAAGAAAGUAGACUUUCACAGUGAUAAUAACUCUGAUAAAAAUGGCUACAAAGUUAGAUACCCAUCAAUGGAUUACAAUUUGGUGCAUGAACUCAAAAAUGAGGACUCUGUUAAAGAGGAACACAGCAAAUGUGAAGCCAAGUGUGAAACAUAUGAUUCAGAGGCAGAGGAGAAAAGUGCAGUACAACUAAAGAGUGAUACAUCUGAAAGAAAACGACCAGAGUCAGUAUAUUCAACUUCAAAGGACACUAAGUACCAGUCGGUGUAUGUCAUAUCAGAAGAGAAAGAUGAGUGCAUCAUAGCAACUGAGGUGUAAACCAGAGGUGAUAUGGCAAAGUUGUUGUUCAAAACAAUUUCAAAGGAGAUAUGCCCCAAUGAAUGCUGCUGAAAGAGGAAUGGGAGAUAGAUUCCUUCACUGACUGCUGCUGAGAAACUAAAUUCAGGCUGAGCUGGUUCUCUACUGAAGUUAGCAAAGUGACUGCAAAAAAA